GGCAGGCCGGGGUCAAGGCCGGGGCGCCGAGUGGCGCGGGGAGGGGUGGCCGGACGCGCGAGGCCGGGAAGGGAUGUGACGAGCGGCGCGCUGUGCAUUGUGGGAAUCCCGGGGCCGCCGCGAGUGGUUCCAGUUCACUGGUUCCAGCGGAGCCGGGCGGAGGGCGCGAGCGCGGGACGCGCGGGCGGGAAGCGAGGAGGCGUGGGCGGCCAGGCAGGAGUGCGGAGCGGACCGGCGCAAGCGGCCGACCGGCCUCGGGCCCCUCACCGUGCAGCCGCCCGUGAGCUCGCUGAUCUGUUUCUGGGGCUGUCGCCAUGUCGAGCCGCGGCGGGAAGAAGAAAUCCACCAAGACCUCCCGGUCAGCCAAGGCCGGAGUCAUCUUCCCUGUGGGACGCAUGCUUCGGUACAUCAAGAAAGGCCACCCUAAGUAUAGGAUCGGAGUGGGGGCACCUGUGUACAUGGCUGCUGUCCUGGAGUACCUGACUGCUGAGAUCCUGGAGCUGGCUGGCAAUGCAGCAAGAGACAACAAGAAGGGACGGGUCACACCCCGGCACAUCCUGUUAGCUGUGGCCAAUGAUGAAGAGCUAAACCAGCUGCUAAAGGGUGUCACCAUAGCCAGCGGGGGCGUGUUGCCGAAUAUCCAUCCUGAGUUGCUAGCGAAGAAGCGAGGAUCCAAGGGAAAAUUGGAAGCCAUCAUCACGCCUCCGCCGGCCAAAAAGGCCAAGUCUCCAUCCCAGAAGAAGCCAGUGGCUAAGAAGACAGGAGGCAAGAAAGGGGCCCGGAAGUCUAAGAAGAAGCAGGGAGAAGUGAGCAAGGCGGCCAGCGCAGACAGUACGACGGAGGGCACGCCUACAGACGGCUUCACUGUCCUCUCCACCAAGAGCCUCUUCCUCGGCCAGAAGCCACCCCAGUGAUGCAGCUUUGCCAGGACGCCAUGGUUUUGUAAAAGUUGAUUCACUCUUAUUGAGAAUAAAAAUGAUGCAAAGGCUUUUAAGACCUGGAAAUGAGAAUUGAUUAAAAGAGGGGUGGGGACUGUCUCGGUUUUUUGAGUCCUCUGUAAUAUAAUCUCGAAGGACUGAAUCUGGCCCUGCCGAUCCGUUGGCUUAAAGGUGCUCUGCGUUGGGUUAGAAGCUGCAUCAUUUUUACCUCCUCACUGUCCGUGUCCUUUUGCAUCCCGAUGACACCGUUUUCUCGCUCACUCAUGCCCGUUGUCCCCUACCCUCCCUUUUGUGUCACUGAUUGCACUCAGGCUCUCACGAUGCAAUUCCUGCGGUGACGUUCCGGAAUCUAACCAUUGCUGUUUACAUCCUGUAGCCGUUACCUGUAUUCUGUGUGCAUCUGUCUAAAGCAGCAGUUCUAGUUGUCAUCUUAAGGUCUGGGCUCUGAAAGUUUAACUGCCUCUCAGUGCUGAAGGCAGAUGCCCCGAGUCUUCAUGCCUUUCACAGGUCCCCUCAGGUUGCCUCAGUAGCCACUGAUGUGUGAGACCCUCUGCUGUUUAGGGCUAGUCUCCAUGCUCCCUCCCCAAAGAAGUGAGUAGCCAGGGUGGUGAGAGCUAGUGCUGAUCAGCCCCUAGGGACCCCCUCUUGCCCACCCUGCUCCUAGUCACUUCCACCCUGGCCUCUCCUGAUUCUGCUCCCUUCUGCCCCACCUCCCCCAAAGCCAGCCUCAGUUAGAACUCACAUUCACCUCACUGCAAACAUGAAAGCACCGAGCUGUGUAGGUGGCCGUAUGCCAGCACAGGCGCCCUUCUGUUGCUCUGUUGCUCCAGCAAGAGACAGGACCAGGUCCACAUCUGGGCUGUUGCCUGGAGCCCCACUAGAGAUAACCUUGCUUGUGUCUGCACAGCUGGGCACGCAGCGUUCCUCCCUCCGGGAUCCUCCUGGUCUCAGAUUGCAGAAUGGGUACCUCAGGGAUGAAAACGGUCUAAAUGCUAACCAUCCCUCCCUCGGGGCUUGCAGGGUCUGAAAAGCUAUAGGAACAGGGAAAGUAUUGGUACAGUGAACAGCAGAUGAGGGUGGGUGCCAGGCCAGGUCGGGAAGCCAGCUUAGCUGUUGGAGGUCUGGGGUUGGUGAAGACUUGCUGAGCCAGAGCCUAGAGUAGCGGCCGGCCCUGAGAACAGCGCUGGGCAGCGACUCACAGCAGCCUGUCCACUCUUGUGGACGUCUGAACACUUCAGAGUAUGUGUACGGCAGGGUGUGCCGACACCCAUGCUCCCCAGGAGAGGUCCCCAGAAUCACCCAAGACAGUAGCUGAGUACCAUAAGUCAGCUCAGCCCAGUCCUGACACCCACAUGAGGAACUAGAGUGAUUCUGACCUUUCAAGAGCCCUCCACUCCUGUAGCCGAGGCAGAGGACAUAAUUCGGAAGCAGCACUUGCAGGUCCUUUAGUGACUUUGACGGUCAGGAGACAAGUUUAGUGUAUAGUGCUGAGGGGGCAGAAGUCAUAAAACAAUCACAAGUGUCACAGGCAUACUGGAAGCCUGGCUCGGACACUAAUUUUGGCUUGAGUUUUAGAGAACAUUUCUGAAAGUGUACUUUAGAAGGGACGGCUGUGGCACCCUACUCUGUGCACCUCCUUUCCAGGCUGACAGCGAAAGCAAUCCUUAAGUACAGCAAGCAAGCUGGCAGAGAAAUGUGAUGCUGGGGCCAGAGCUGGUUGCUAAGCUACUUGCAGGAGGGCCAGCCCUGGGCUUAGGAGCCUGGGCUCUAAUUGUUAUUGUUAAUGAUGCAUUUCAGACUGAAGUCUCAGGGGCAACCCCCUCAUUACUCUGUGAUUUCCAUGUUCACACACAUUGUUUUUUGCCUUGUGGUUGCACUGAGAUGUGUGGCUUUUCCUAGGCCCUUUUAAAACCUCAUGGUUUAUUAAAAACAAGCAAACAGAAAGCCCCACAGCAACAACAGCAAACCACUGGCAGUGUGUGCAUCCAAGGCUCUGUCAGCAGUGAAGGUUUGUCCCUCGGUAGAAUAUUUGAAGCAGUUGGGAAAGCAGGUUAGGGAGGGCAGAAUUGAGUCUCCAAACCUCCCAAAUGAUCAGGAUCAUGGUAGCAGGGAUUCCUUUUGACCCAUGCCACUUCUGAGGGUGAGAAGUUGGCAAAAGAGAGGGAACUAGCAACCCCAUCCGUCCAUGCAAAGUGCUGCCCAGCUUCUGAACUAGCACAGGGAAUGCAGUCAUACUAUGUGGCGCCAUCCUGGCCUCGGGCGGCUUCUGGUUAGCCUUGUCUUUCUAAGGCACUGUUUGCCCAGAAGCUUACCAUAUGAUGGCCAAAGGCUCUGGGAAAAAUUACACUAGGAACAUGUGGCAUAGGCACAGCCUAGCACAGAUGUGAAGACAGGAGUGGCCUGCUGUGGCUCCUGGGAAAGAUGGACCUCAUGAGGUGUCUAGGAAGAGCUCUGCUGAAGGCAACUCCCUUCCCCAUUCCCUUUAGCAGGGAAGUGGACUUUGAGGCCAGGAAAAUAAUCCACUUGAUGUAGGUAACACAGGAAAGUGAGACCAGCACAGGCAUCCCUCUUCGUUGUCAUGAAUGGCACCAGAGUUUGACAGUUAGGCCCAAUAUGCCAUUAAGAAAAUCUUCAAUACUCACUCACAUGUCUUAAAAUUUAAUUUCUAGCCCGAUUUUAAAGGGGAUUGUACUAUUUCCUUUAGCCAACAGUGUCAGGUCAAGGUAGUAGAACCAGGCCACUUUCCUCUUGCCAUAGUUCCAGACACUCUCCCCCUCCCCCACCCCAGUAAGGCUGGACCCGCGUCACGCUGCUGGAAUGCUAGCUUGGCCAAGACCCAGUUACUGAACCUGGCAUCUGUCUCCUUUAGUCCCACUCUAAGAGAGAGAAGAUGUUCCCUGCAGCUCAAGAGUUGCAUCUAAUGGUGUUUGAUGUUCAUUGCUAAAUAGGACGUGACCAACCUAGGUGGCCUGAGUAUAUAGCAGGUGUCAGAGACAGGCCACCACAGGGGUGAGAUCAGGGUGAUAGGUUGCUGGCAGGGGAAGGACCUUGCAGUUUUCUGGGAUAAGUCCCUUUCUUCCAGCUGUCGCCAAAGGGACACACUCUUGCUCUCUUAUUGGCAAUGCCCCAGUGGUGUGUUCCUGCAGCAGCCAACAGGACUCACAGCUGCACUAAAGUUCCCAUGCUGUGGUAUAAAACUGAAGGUUUUAAUCUUCCCACAAGAUGACAAAGAUGUAAUCACUUUACUCAAACAUUGAAACCACUAAAGAUCUUUCUCCUUCCCAGAAAAUCAGACUAUUGGGAAUUUUCACAAUUUCUGGCCGUCUGAUUUGUGAUUCACGUCCCUUUCCUCUGCCAUACACUGUGUGUGGUUGAAUGCUCUUUGGCUAAGAGGUGACCGACACCAACCGACUUCUGUUUUGGCCCAGAACCUCGCGGUUCACUUGUGGAUUACUAGAUUGGUCCUUUCGAAGGCUGUGCCCAUGUAGCCCGUGUGCCCUGUAGUCAGGGGUUUUCUUCUCUUGCCCAUGGUCUUUUUCUACCUCACUACUGACCUUUGCCAUUGGUUCAGCGUGCCCUAGCCAAGUUAGCUAUCCAUUCUUCUUUACAAAGACUGGCCCAGUCCUCUCCCCACUAGUCGCUGUCACACACUCUGUAGACCAGAGGAUUCUCAAUCUUUUCAUACUUGUGUAUAUUCUAUAAGAGCAGCACAGACUUAUAGCCAACCCAGUGCCAUGUUCUCAACAUUGGUGUACAAGCAUGAUGGACAAUCCAAUAUUAGCCUCAUGCUUACAUGGUGGUGAGAGAGACUGACAGCCCUCCAUUGGCUGAACUAGUACCAGUGCUAAGCAGCAGGCCUCCUGAGAUGCUGUGGUCCUUGCAUCUAAGAAUGCUCGCCACUGGUGGCCAGAAGGAAUGACGGGAAGGCCAGGAAGGACUAAGAGUUCUCCAAGUAGCCGAGCUCUGUCUGCAGCUGCUUCCUGCCUCUGUCCAGCAAAGGCAGGGCAUUCCAGUUUCCCUAGAGCCCACUCCCCUGGACCGAGGUGUCGCAGGCCACCGAGGGUCGGAGGAUGCCUCCUGGCUGGUGGAAUCAGCUGGAGAAUACAUUUCCCAGACGUGCCCGUACAGUGAGAAAGAGUUUGAAGGGUUGACCCUGCAUGACUUUUCAGCAUCUCAUCCUGUAGACACUUAGAUGAGUGCUCGCCCAUGUUGCACCACCAGAGGCUCUCUUUUCCACUUCCUCCUCUGCCUCCCUCCCUCCCUCCCUCACCAACCUCUUGCCUUUUCACAGAGUGUGAGUUUCUUGUUUGUUUUUCUGGUCCUUGGGAGCCCACCCUGCCCUCACCUCCUCCCAGCAGGAAGGCACAGCCAGGGCCUGUGCUCUCCAGUGCCCCUGCCUCUUGGGUCAGGAGCCCCUGAUGGGGAGGCAGCUAGAUGCAGAAGCCUGUUAGGCUUGUGAGAGACCCCUAAUCACCACCGGGCGCUAAGAGGAGGAAGCCCAUGCGCAGAAUUCUGGCCUUUAUUCUGUCUUUGAAUCUUUCAUUGGCCAAAUGACCACAUUCAUUUCUACCAUUGCUUUCUCCCAAGGAAGGACUCUUAGUCUAAAGUACCUUUAGACUCUGAAGAUCUAGCAGCUUUUUAGGACCAGAAGUUUGGGGGUGCAUUUCCCUUGCAUAUAAUUUACCAGUUUUUUUCUUUAUCCCAAAAUGGCUCCAGAAGUUCAGCCCCUUGGGGCUUAGUUGCCAGGAGCUGUCCUGUAUUCCACCACUCUACCCCAGGCCAGAACAAGGACUCAGCCGUGCUGCCCCCUGCAGGCUCAGGCCUAGGUCUGUGGGCUGCUUAGGGCACUAUUGAUGUCACUGAAGAAGGAGCACCUUGACCAGACAGAGAUUGUGAAGGUGCAAGUCUAGCCACACCUGAACCAAAA
Molecule: messenger RNA, 5865 nt
Organism: Mus musculus (house mouse)
Lineage: Eukaryota; Metazoa; Chordata; Mammalia; Rodentia; Muridae
Gene: Macroh2a1
Product: macroH2A.1 histone
Exons: 6
Coding region: 315-914 (199 amino acids)
Biological process (GO): negative regulation of transcription of nucleolar large rRNA by RNA polymerase I; establishment of protein localization to chromatin; nucleosome assembly
Cellular component (GO): nucleus; chromosome; nuclear chromosome
Molecular function (GO): protein kinase binding; nucleosomal DNA binding; DNA binding
Source: RefSeq, a predicted model, not a curated record